Molecule: messenger RNA, 662 nt
Organism: Baudoinia panamericana UAMH 10762
Lineage: Eukaryota; Fungi; Ascomycota; Dothideomycetes; Mycosphaerellales; Teratosphaeriaceae
Exons: 2
Coding region: 102-434 (110 amino acids)
Source: RefSeq, a predicted model, not a curated record
CCUCGCCAUCAGUCGACUCGAGGCCAUCGCGACAGUAUGAGCGCGCAACAAACAAAUAGUGCACGUACCGUAUAAGCGAUGAUACUCCAGUGAGAGUCCUGAUGAGCCAAGCUUGUCAAUCGAUGCGCUUCAGCACUCGCGAAUGGCCGCUGACGCAAUGUCGCUGCGUGCUUUCUCCUCGCAAAAGCCGCGGGCGAGCGCAACAAAGACGGCACCGUUCGUUUCGUUCGCUUUCAACUUCGCGUCCAAUGUCUGUUCUUCCAGAGCCGCAAACUGACACCUCAGGCUGGCAGUGGAAUAUGCUGGUACAACGUGACUCGCUGUGGCUGCCACGCUGUCUCCCCGUGCGUUGCGCGAAGUUGCAAGAUGACGGAGGUGACGGUGGUGACGUAGAAGGUUGGCGAUGGAAAUGGGGAGGCGCGCGGGCUUUCUAAGCAAAUUGCACGUCGCGCCAAGCCCUGCCAUCGGCCAGCUUCCAUAAGCGAGCCCGAUUUGUCCGCUUUUGCCGUUGAGUGAAGGGAAGCUUUACAGAUCGAAGAUCCCUACAACACCCCUCUCUCCUCCUCUACAAUCAACUUCCUGUUCAAUGUCCCAUAAAAUGUAGAGCAUCGACUUUGUGAUGUGGCCAUUUAACAGCUCGAUCGCCAUGGCGAAAGCACGCU